AUGCCCUGCCUUCGCGUGUUUACCAAUGUUGAUGCUGACAAAUCCACUCUGAAUGCCUUCUUAAAGGAGGCUUCCGCCAUGGUUGCUAAGGAGCUCAGAAAGCCUGAGAGGUACGAUCUGGCUAUGUCUUUGUAUUAUCCCUUAGUUAUGUAACUGUUUCCUGUAUUGCAAAUCAGGCUAUGCUGUGGGGAGGAGUCGAUGUCCCUUGUGCUCAGAUUUACCUCAUGAGUCUUGGCGGACUGAACGAGAACGUGAAUUCUAACAUUUCCAAGAAGCUUGCUGCUCUCCUGAAGAAGCACUUCCAGAUUGAGUCUGAUCACUACUAUAUCCACUUCAUUGAGGCGGAGGGAUACAUGAUUGGAUAUGACGGUGCCACUUUCUA
This is a messenger RNA of Blastocystis hominis, 382 nucleotides long. RefSeq lists its product as hypothetical. The transcript has a single exon. The record is from RefSeq and is a predicted model, not a curated record. NCBI's taxonomy places the organism in Eukaryota, Bigyra, Opalinata, Blastocystidae. The coding region runs from base 1 to 153 and encodes 50 amino acids.